AUGUCGGCGCACGCUUCACCAUCCCCAUCACAGAAACCAACAGUGCAGAUCGAUGAAUCCAAACUCCCCAAUGGCCAGUGUCGGUAUAUCCUUCUGAACCCAGAAGUCAAAGGCCAUCGCUGUGCUUGCGUCGGCUUCACCCUCAACCGCAGCUCUCCAGGUGUUCUUUGCGACUGCGGCCACCAAUCGUGCUACCAUGUCAAGGAAGCUGAGCAACCCACAGACAAACAGGCCUGGGAGCAACUCAUCCGACGCGUCCAGCUACUCGAGGACCAACUGGACCAUGAGAAGCAAGGCGGCCUCGGCAACGCUUUGGCAGGCCUCGUGAGCCGUUUAGGAGACCUGGAGGAGCAGUACGAGAGGAGCAAAGAUGAAAUCAGCCAGGAAACCAGAGGCAUGUACCGACAGGUUUCUCACCUUUGGCAACAGAUGGAUCAGAUGGCGAGACAACAAGCCCAGGCUGAGAGUCGUUUCGUUGUUCACGACGAACGCCUCGACCACCAGGAAAACAGCAUACAGAGCCUAGGCGACCGUAUGAUGGAACAUGACGACAUGGCCAUCGAUCUGGAGGAUCGUCUGGAUCGGCUGCAAGACGAGGGGAUACUGUCUGUUCGGCGCAGGCGUAUGUCUUCGUCAUCCGAGUCGGACGUUUCAAAAAACUCGAAUCCAACUUUCGCCCGGGGUCGUACACGUCACGGACCUCCGAAUGAUUCUGGCGCCACAAGCUCAGUGUCACGUCCUCUUGCGGAAAGGGGGAGUAAGUCCUCCCCAACUGGUAGCAAUGUCUGCAGCCAGGUAACAGGGCCGUGGACAGUUCACGUCUCCCUCCUGCCGACAAAGUCGCAACCAUUUCCAUUCGAAAAGGACACCAACGCAUACAAGCGAUGCUUGUCUCGAGGGCUUCACCAGAUGAUUGCCGUACGGGGGACUGAGAGCGAAUCGUUUGUUCGAGCCGUGUCAAAGACCUUUGGAAGUUUGUUGCAAGAGAGGUCAUGGGUGCCCCUGCAGGCCCGGCUUUGUGACGCCGAGACAUUGCUCGGCCUCCCCAUGCUGCGGCCUUUGGAUCCGAGUCUCGUGGGGGAGGGCAACUACGAUAUGGACUUUCUCCGCGCGCACUGUGCCGUUGUCGGUCCCAAUGGCAAAAUCGACUCGCUCUAUAUCGCCAUGGAGUUGGAGACGUUUUCUUGGCAGUUCUUACGAAAGUCGCCCUGCUACGUCGAGGAUCUUGAGGAUGCCUGGGGUUACGACUCCUUGCUGGAUGAGGAGGAUCGCCCGUCGGCCGGCGACAUUGUGCGCCCGCUUCCAGGCAAGCUCAAGAGAGCUGCCUCGGAGCUGUCACGAACACCCAGCUUUAGUUCAGGGGAAACAGAAGGCUCACGGCCCAAGAUCGCACGAACCACUUGCAUUCCUGUGCCGGUAGAGCUUCGUAGACAAGUGGAGACGGCCUAA
Messenger RNA from Pseudomassariella vexata, 1449 nucleotides. RefSeq lists its product as uncharacterized. The coding region runs from base 1 to 1449 and encodes 482 amino acids. The record is from RefSeq and is a predicted model, not a curated record. The transcript has a single exon. NCBI's taxonomy places the organism in Eukaryota, Fungi, Ascomycota, Sordariomycetes, Amphisphaeriales, Pseudomassariaceae.